Tetrahymena thermophila SB210 is the source of this 357-nucleotide messenger RNA. RefSeq lists its product as hypothetical. The transcript has a single exon. Lineage: Eukaryota; Ciliophora; Oligohymenophorea; Hymenostomatida; Tetrahymenidae. The record is from RefSeq and is a predicted model, not a curated record.
AUGAAUCUUUGUUAUUAAAAUGCUUAAAAAGAAUAAAUGCACUAUUUUUUUGUAUCUUCCAAUGAUUAUUACAAUCAGAGCCCUGCCUCGGAGGAGAGUAGUUUCAGGAGUAGUCCCCUGAGAGCUCACAAAACAAGAUACAAAGAAAUUUAUCUGCGUUUAAAUGAAGCUCUUAGUUUUUAAUAGAACCUCAAUUUUUAAAUACCCGAUCAAUUAAGAGGUUUAAUAAAAUUCAUCAUUAAGCUAUAAUUAAAACCCAUGAAAGCAUAUAUUAGAGGAAAGGGGGAAGGUAAGUUUGAUAGACAGUACUAUUAUUUGGUAUUUGUAAAUCUCCAUUUACUUGUAUUUGACAGAUGA